AUGGACUACAACGACAACAGCCUUAGAUUCGAGGCGGGCAAUACCAACAUCGACCCAGCUAUAUUAAGGGAACUGCCGGAAGGCUGCAAGGUCACAUCGACCGAGAACCAUGGCGUAAGCUUCUGGGCACAGACGGGUCGCAUCGAUGUCUUGCUCCGCGAUAGUAAACCACAGUCCUUCUUCAUCAAAGUUCUUUCGGGAGAACUAGGCAUGAAUAUGACCAGGGGUGAAUUUCAGUCAAUAAGCGCGAUGCAUCACGUUCUACCAAGAUUUGUCCCAAGGCCCAUCGCUUGCGGUACCUACAGAACGAUGCCAGACACCCACUUCUUCCUCUGCGAGUUUCAAGAAAUGACUGACGAUAUGCCUGACCCUCACAAAUUCACCGCUCUUCUGUCAACUCUAUAUCAGAAAAGUGUAUCGCCUACCGGCAAGUUCGGGUUCCACGUCACCACCUACGCAGGAAACCUACCCCAGUUCAUCGGAUGGGAAGAAAGCUGGGAAGUGUUCUUUUCUAAGACAAUGAAACAGGCGCUUGACCUAGAGAUUGAAAGGAAAGGGCCUAGUGAGGAGCUCGAUGUCCUCUCUAGAGCUUUAUUCGAAAAGGUUAUCCCGAGGCUCCUAAGGCCUCUCGAAAGUGACGGCCGAACAGUGAAGCCUUCACUUGUUCACGGGGACCUUUGGUACGCAAAUGCAGGGAUUAAUGUUGACACCGACCAGCCUCUUGUCUUCGAUGCGUGCAGCUUCUAUGCGCACAACGAAUAUGAGUUUGGCCAGUGGCAACCAGCUUGCAAUAGGUUUGGGGAUGAGUACGUUGCUGCCUACAACACAUUCGCUCAGAUUUCCCCGCCGGAAGAGGACUUCCAAGGCCGUCUAGACCUCUAUAGGCUGAGGUUUGACACACAUGUAUCAGCGCUUUUUGUCGAUAAGAAGACACUUCGAACACAGGUCCUUGAUGUCAUGAGAGAUUUGGUGCAGAAAUAUGGCUAA
Messenger RNA from Penicillium samsonianum, 987 nucleotides. RefSeq lists its product as uncharacterized. The coding region runs from base 1 to 987 and encodes 328 amino acids. NCBI's taxonomy places the organism in Eukaryota, Fungi, Ascomycota, Eurotiomycetes, Eurotiales, Aspergillaceae. The transcript is spliced from 5 exons. The record is from RefSeq and is a predicted model, not a curated record.